AUGACAGCUCACUGCCGGCCAUCCCUCUUACUAACCCACUUUACAAAGGGGGAGCUGCCCCCUUGUAUCUCACCCCCCUUCCUUCUUCCAGCCCCUGCCCCACCCACAAUAGUCCCUGCACUGAUCUUCACACGGCGGCCUGCCCCCUCUCCCCCACCCCCCAUCCCCGCCACCUCCCCCCCACAGCAGCAGCCGCGGGAGAGGAGAGGCAGGGCAGAGGGUGGGGCUGUAGUGGUUCACAGCGGCCACCCCUUCCACGCCACCUCCCCCCCCAAGGAUGGAGGAGAAAUGGGGGGGGGGCUGGUGCUGCAGAUCCCCUCCCCCCCCACUGCUGCACCCGCAGCAGGGGGGAGGUCUCCUCCCCCCACUGCCGCAUCCGCAGCAGGGGGAUGGCAGAUUGCUUCCCCCCCAUUGCUGCACCCGCAGCAGGGGGAGGGCACUGGGGCCGCGGUUAGGGGCGGCAGGUCGCGAGGGGCCAUGGCUAGGGGCGACGGGGCCAUGGCUAGGGAUGGGGCCGGGCGCUGGGCAGGUACGGGGCCGGGUGCUGGGCUAGGGACAGGGCCGGGUGCUGGGCAGGUACGGAGCCGGGCGUUGGGCAGGUACGGGGCCGGGCGCUGGGCAGGUACGGGGCCGAGCGCUGGGCAGGUACAGGGCCGGGCACUGGGCAGGAACGGGGCCGGGCGCUGGGCAGGUACGGGGCCGGGUGCUGGGCAGGUACGGGGCCGGGCGCUGGGCAGGUACGGGGCCAGGCGCUGGCAGGUACAGGGCCGGGCGUUGGGCAGGUACGGGGCCGGGCGCUGGGCAGGUUCGGGGCCGGGCGCUGGGCAGGUACGGGGCCGGGCGCUGGGCAGGUACGGGGCCGGGCGCUGGGCAGGUACGGGGCCGCGCGCUGGGCAGGUACGGGGCCGGGCGCUGGGCGCGGAACGGGGCCGGGCGCGGGCUAGGUACUGGGCCGGGCGCGGGCUAGGUACGGGGCCGGGCGCGGGGCUAGGUACGGGGCCGGGGCGCGGGCUAAGUACGGGGCCGGGCGCGGGCGUGAUCCGGGCCGGCCGCGGGCUAGGUACGGGGCCAGGCGCUGGCGACAGACGGGGCCGGGCGCGGGCUAGGUACGGGCCGGGCGCGGGGCUAGGAACGGGCCGGUCGCGGGCGAGGUACGGGGCCGGGCGCUGGCGAGGGACUGGGCCGUUCGCGGGGCUAGGUAUGGGCCGGGCGCAGGCGUAA
Messenger RNA from Closterium sp. Naga37s-1, 1221 nucleotides. The record is from the annotation of a GenBank genome assembly. NCBI's taxonomy places the organism in Eukaryota, Viridiplantae, Streptophyta, Zygnematophyceae, Desmidiales, Closteriaceae.